Cuscuta europaea is the source of this 2734-nucleotide messenger RNA. The record is from the annotation of a GenBank genome assembly. NCBI's taxonomy places the organism in Eukaryota, Viridiplantae, Streptophyta, Magnoliopsida, Solanales, Convolvulaceae.
GCAAAAAGUUUGUAUUCUCAUUGGAGGUUCAUAAAGUCACUUUUGACUCAUUCCUCACUCACUAAGUUACCAUUACACGAUCAAUCCUCGUUUCCUUCACCUCUCUUCUUCAACCCAAUUAUUUUGUUGAAGAAAUGUUUGCAGAAAAAGUGAUGAUUAACGGCUUGAUUAACUGCUAGUUAGCUCUGGAUCUCAAGGUUUAUCUGCUAUUAUAUGAUUAUGUGAUUUAUAUUUGUCUGUAUGCAUAUAUGCGGUGUAGAUACUUUCUGGAUAAUAUGGAACUGAUAUGCAUACGCGUACAUAUAUUUAUGUGUGUGUAUAUGUGUAUGAUCAGAUCAGAGUAGUGCCUGAACCCUAGCUAACGCGCUAUCGAAGCCAGAACGAGAACGGAUGGGUCUAUUUGGCUGGAUUGUUGCGAUUUUUCGAUAUGUUUUUGGCCGUGGGGGGAACGAUUCCGGUGAUUGUCGACCACAAAUCGAUUCGAGACAGCGGUACCCUGAUCGUAAUGUUCAUGUUUCUGCUGAUUAUCUGUAUAGUUUAUUGCCCGAUGAGAAUAGGAGGACGAACUCUGGUUCUGCAAGUCGUCCUUCCACGACAAAAUCAGUAGCCUCCAAACCAACCGUCACUCAGUCCUCCGCCACCAAACACUCUGUUUCUUCUCCACCGUCGUCUUCUGCUGUCAAAUUUCCACCUCCACGACCGGUUACAACUAGUAACAGUAAACCAUUUCCCCCAACUACUUCAGGGAGUCUUAGUAAGGCGUCCCGAGAACCCAAGCAAAGUGAAGUUUCUCCGAGGCCAAGAGAUUCACUUUCUUCCCCGUCAGUUAUAGCUACUAAAUCAACUCCAACUGCCAUUCGAUUCAAGUUCGAUGAUAAAGACUCUACAAAGACUAGUGACUCUUUCGAUUCCUUGCAUGUCUAUCCAUUGUCAAGUAAACGGAUAAUUGAACCUCCUUCUCAAAAUCAAAGCUCCACUCCCAAAAGUUCCCAUCAGAUAUCUUCUUCUCAACCAAUCCAGGAAAGUAAGUUGCGCGUUUCAAAUACAGCCAAGCCUCCCCCAUCUCUGUCGCCCUCUCCUAAACCAGCAGCAUCCUUCCCAUCAUCUCAUGUUCAAAACAAGCCAUCUAUGUCCAUCAGACCGGCUUUGCGUGUGGAUUCAUCGUCUUCUGAAAAAAACAAUUACAUUAAUGUUGAGAAGGAUGCAUCAUUAACAUAUGCUGCUCCUGAAGAUAUUAAAAGACAAAUCGAAAUGGAAAUUGUGCCACAUGCUCUCAAGGAACCCUUGUCCAUCUCAACUUACAAGGACUACUUUCGUGCUUUAUUGUAUGCUGAGGACUACUAUCUCGAGAAAUGGGAUGGUUUUCAAAUGUUUGAUGUGACCUUGGAGUUGCACGAUGCAGCAAUUUACAAAAGAAAGAGUAGUCACAGUAGUCUUUAUGAGGAUGAUCUCAAAGACAAAAAGAAAUUUGUAGCGUUUGAGAUGGACAAAAUUCCAGAAAGAAGGCCUUUCUUGUUAUCUCGGGAUUUUGUGUCACUGAAACCUUCAGGGAAGAACUCCCCGAUCUUUGAGGGCCUGGUGUAUCGGGUGGUGAAAAGCAAUCUCUUAUUGUCAGAAUUCGGAGGUGACUUUUUAUCUACGCAUCAUCCAUCCAGAAAAUAUGAUGUCAAGUUCUCAUUCAACAGAGUGUGUUUGAAACGCGCUCACCAGGCAAUUGAAUCUGCAUCAGUCCCCUUAUUAAGGAAUUUCAUCUUCCCCAAAUACCAUCCACAAAGCUGCGAACUUGUUCCCAAACAUUCCUCUCUCAUUGAUAAGAUUUUGAGACUCCAGGCCUUCCCGCCCUACCUUGUAGAAGGGGAUUUAUCUAUUACUAGGGAUUGGAAAAGAAACUGUUUGUAUAGGGAUGGGAAAAGCAGCCGUUUAUCGAAAACUGGAAAUCUGAUUGUUGAAGCUGUAGUGGAACUGCUUCGAGCGUCUCCUAUAAAUCGGAUCCUUUUGUGCGCACCCGCCAACACAACAUGUGACGAACUCCUGAGAGAACUCAAGUGGAUGCGCAUUCCUGAGAGUGAUAUUUUUAGGGCCAAUGCUGCAUUCCGAGAACUCGAAGACGUACCUGAAGACAUACUUCCUUCAUGUCCAUAUGAAGACGAAACUGAGUGUUUUAUCUGCCCUUCGCAGGAUAAACUCAGCAGGUAUAAGGUAAUCCUGACCACUUUUAUGAGUGCUUACCGGCUACACAAUGAGGGAUUGCAGGCUGGGCAUUUCAGCCAUGUCAUUCUAGUGGAUGCCUCAUCUGUCACUGAACCGGAGGCGCUAGUUCCUCUGGCUAACUUUGCCACCGAGGGGACAACCGUUGUUGUCUUCGGUUCAUCAGGAAAUUGUUCAGGCUGGAUACGCUCCCCUAUGGCAAGGAAGUAUGGGUUGCCACGCUCUUACUUUGAAAGACUCUGCAAAAACAAUCCAAAUUCCAUCACAAUCCUGAGUGAUGACCAUUGACAUUAAGGCUGGCGAACUAGAUAAUAAGUUUGGGAUUGCGCCACUUAUAUACUCGUAUAUUGUAAUAUUGACGAGGACUAAUAGCUUAUGAAGCAAACUGAGCUUGUUUCAACUUGAGACUUUGUCAUUUCAAAAUAAGGUUGUUAAGAAGGCUUUAAAAAUUGAAUGAUUAAUGAUUUAGUGGUAACACUGUACAGAAUAUAUUAACCAUUACCAAAAAUAACAAUGAUCGAGUUAA